AUGGAGGCUCUUAAUCUAACUCAUCUCUCUCAAUCCCUUCACAAAUCUUCUUCCACCAUAUCAAAAACCUCACCGCGUUUCACGAAGGAACCACUACCAUCUCCGAUAACAACACCGACAAAUCCACCACCUUCUCAAGCACCGCCUUCUCAAGCACCACCUUCUCAAGCACCACCUUCUCAAGCGACAACAUCGCUAGCUGUGCAAACGAUAGAACCACAUCUUUCUCCGGUGACAACAACACCAACUACUGUGCAAGCGACAGAAGCAACACCUUCUCAAGUGACAACACCAAGAUCAGUGCAAGAGACAGAAACAACACAUUUCCAAGAGACAUCCUCUCACUCUGAAGAUGUGGUAGAAGAUGAGCCAGAAAUUUCUCAAAAAAGGAAUUUUACAUUUUGGGAUGUAGAAGUCAUUAAUGAGGCGGGACAUAUUUCAAAGACACACUUAAGGGUAUCAGACGUGCUUGAAGCUCCUCCUAAUGUUAGCAGAAUAAUAACUAGAUGGAAUUCAAAUGGGCAACCGGUAGGAUCAGCUGCUGGUUUGUUAGGCGGUUUUUUGGGUGAAAUUGCAAGGAAGUUUAAGGAUUUUCCUAUAAUGUACGACAAUUGGAAACUAGUUCCAUCGACAAGAAAAAAUGAAAUUUUUAAGGAUAAAAUACAGGUAUCAAUUAUAAACAACUGAAUAUUCUUUAUUGUU
Messenger RNA from Cicer arietinum (chickpea), 702 nucleotides. Lineage: Eukaryota; Viridiplantae; Streptophyta; Magnoliopsida; Fabales; Fabaceae. The record is from RefSeq and is a predicted model, not a curated record.